Molecule: messenger RNA, 1333 nt
Organism: Coniophora puteana RWD-64-598 SS2
Lineage: Eukaryota; Fungi; Basidiomycota; Agaricomycetes; Boletales; Coniophoraceae
Exons: 2
Coding region: 60-815 (251 amino acids)
Source: RefSeq, a predicted model, not a curated record
AGACUUCGCUCUUUCUACCACCGUUCUUUGUUUCGCUUUUCAGAUAGCUUGCGAUCACAAUGCCCAUCCACUACGAGCUCGAGAGGCGUCAGGACAACGGCAACGGCAAUGGGGGGAACGGCGGCAACAACAACGGUAAUGGAGGCAAUGGAGGAAACAACGGCAAUGGCGGCAGCCAGUCAUCCCAAACGGGCUCACAGACAGGCUCCCAAACAGGCUCGCAGACGGGUUCGCAGACGGGCUCACAAACCGGGACCGCCUCCACCCUCUCGCACAUCUCCAUCCCCGAAACCGCCGCCGCCGGCCUGCUCACCAUCACCCAGCCCCCACAACAGUCCACGUCCUACUACAAAAUCGCGCCCUCGAACCCGAUCACCUUCGCCUGGAACUUCUCCUACAUCCUCGUCACCCCGCAGCACCUCACCGUCUCCGCCGUGUGCGAGAACGGGAACACGUACCCGGUCGGGCCCACCGACGGCAUCAUCCCGGGAACCGCGACGAGCGUCGUCUGGGACCCGUACGCGUACCAGACCGCCAACCCGAGCCUGCCGCUCGCCCAGGCCAAGUACACGCUGCACAUCUGGGGCGACCAGGGUCCGUCUGCGGCGCGCGCGGCGGGGUAUCUCUCGCCGAACAGCGCGCUGCAGUUCGCGCUGUAUACGCCCCAGGGGUACACGCCUUUGACGAGCGGCUGGUCGUGUCCGGGUUGUUCUGGCGCUAUCCCCGCCUUCGCUGCCAACCCCGCUUUCUCGGGCCUGCUCAUCACGCUGGUGGUCAUGUUCCUCUCUGGUGUGACUAUCAUGCGUCGUAUCUGAAGGGUGCAGGGAAGAAUAUGGACUUUAGCGCCGAAAGGGGGGUCGCUGUUAGGACGUUCGCUUACUUCUUUUCUCUUCGUCACUUCUUCAUGUUGGACCUUUUUUUGGUGGAAACGAUCGGCGGUUAGUCACGGCAAGUAGGCGUGCAUGCAUGUACAUAGUUACGAAUGGACUGCGAACUUUCCGAGGAUUCUUUGAUGCGUCGAUGCGUAGUAGUCUUUCUACCUCUGUCUACCUUACUCUCUGGGUGGUGGAGCUUGAGUUUACGAUUAGUUUGUCUUCGACGCAUUUAGUACGUACUGCAUACGUGCUUCGCCUUCAUCCGAACUACUUUCUCUCUAUACUUGUUGGCUCAGGGGCCUUGCCUAUGGGUCUCGAUAAUAAUCAUUACGCGCUUAUGUAGAUAGCUGGAGUACAUGUGGCAUUGCUUGACUGACGGAGUAUGGGUGGUGUGGAUAUGCAGGUAGUGCUCGGAGCUGGUCCACGGCUGUGGUUCAUAGUAAUUUCAAGGUAAUUUU